UUUCAAAGUUUCAAACAAAGUUUUUUGAAAAAUUCAAUCAAAAAAUGUCCAAAAAAAUCUUCAUCGUUUAUAUUGUUGUAGCCAUAUUAAUGAUACAAUAUCAAAAUUCAAUGGUAAAUGCUGGCCGUAGUAAAAAAAGUAUGAUGAUUGGUGUUGCAUUAGGUGCAGCUAUUGCACGUUCACAACAACAUGAUCUACGAUUAUUACAUGUCUUGAUACCAUUACGUUUAGCUGCUGAAGCAUGGAAACAAAUGGGUAAAAAUACUAAUCAUCAUCAUCAUCAUGAUUAUGAUUAUGAUGGACAUCAUCAUCAUCAUGGUGGUGGUGGUUAUUAUCGUCGUCGUCGUCGUUGAUCAUCAUCAAUCAAUCAAUCAAUCGAUUUUCAAAUGUUUUUCAUUCAUUAGUUUAUCGUUCAAUGUCUUGACGUCUUGAUAAUCAUCAAAUCAUAUUCAUCAUCACCAUUACUUCUUGUCAAUUUCCUUUGUUUGUGUUCAUCAUCAUCAUCACCUUGAUCAUCAUUGUCCAUCAUCAUCAUCAUCUAACCGUA
Messenger RNA from Dermatophagoides pteronyssinus (European house dust mite), 547 nucleotides. RefSeq lists its product as uncharacterized. The record is from RefSeq and is a predicted model, not a curated record. NCBI's taxonomy places the organism in Eukaryota, Metazoa, Arthropoda, Arachnida, Sarcoptiformes, Pyroglyphidae.